Molecule: messenger RNA, 3252 nt
Organism: Notolabrus celidotus (New Zealand spotty)
Lineage: Eukaryota; Metazoa; Chordata; Actinopteri; Labriformes; Labridae
Gene: mmd
Product: monocyte to macrophage differentiation-associated
Exons: 7
Coding region: 416-1135 (239 amino acids)
Cellular component (GO): membrane
Molecular function (GO): pore-forming activity
Source: RefSeq, a predicted model, not a curated record
UAAUCUCACCACUGUUUGGGGCGGUGUGGCAGCAGAAACAGAAUUCAGAGUUUUUUUUGUUCGGCGGCUCAGCGGGGUGCUGCUCGUCACAAGCCCGGCGGUUUUGCUUUCGCUUGCGGGGGACUUUUUCCAGCUUGGCCUGCCUCUUCCUGGUGCUCAUGGAUAUCUUUUAUCAACCGACGAGGCAGUGAGCCAGUGUUUGAUACAGAAUGGUACUACGGAAACGGCUAAAAACAGUGCCUUUGUAGUGGGAGUGUUCAUGCUACCGGUGCCUUGUAGCUGCAGUUAAAGUUAGCUUAGGUUAGCGGAUGCUAGGCCCUUCUUUUUUCCUUUUUUUUUCAGUACAGUUUGUUUUAUUCCUCCCUUCGUAAAGUUGUUUUGUUAGCCUUGCUUCCUGCUGUAAAAGAAGACAAACAUGAAGAGGGUUAACAGCUUCCAGAGGUUCAUGAACAGACGGGCCUCUGCUAACUGCCGCUACCAGCCCACCUGCUAUGAGCAUGCUGCAAACUGCUACACUCAUGCGCUCCUCAUCGCGCCGGCCUUCGUGGGCAUGGCGCUGCUGCAUCGACUGUCAGAUAACGGCUGGGAGAGAAUCACUGCCAUGAUUUAUGGCAUGAGCCUGUGCGCACUCUUCCUCGUCUCCACUGUGUUUCACAUCAUCACCUGGAAGAAGAGCCACAUGAGGUCUAUGGAGCAGUGUUUACACAUGUGCGACAGAGUGGCCAUCUACUUCUUCAUUGCUGCCUCCUACACACCUUGGUUGAAUCUGCGUGAGCUGGGCCCUCUGGCAGCUCACAUGCGCUGGUUCGUUUGGCUCAUGGCUGCCGCUGGGACCAUUUAUGUCUUCAACUACCACGAGAAGUAUAAGCUGGUGGAGCUGGCCUUCUAUCUGACGAUGGGGUUCUUCCCUGCAUCAGUCGUGACGUCAAUGAGUAACACCGAGGGCCUCCAGGAGCUGGCCUGUGGCGGACUCAUCUACUGCCUCGGCGUUUUCUUCUUUAAAAGCGACGGCGUCAUCCCCUUCGCCCACGCCAUCUGGCAUGUGUUCGUGGCGCUGGCUGCAGCCGUGCACUACUACGCCAUCUGGAAAUACCUCUACAAGGCCCCCAGCGCCGACGCCCUCCUCAAGUCAUGAUCCACGACCUGCACACCACCCGACCGACCGACCCCCCUCCCCCGACCCGCCCACUGACGCUGCAACGACAGCCACUAAGUUUACGAAACAACGACCAGGAAUUGUUUACCGUUUUCUAACCUGCAGGAGAACAUGUUUGUCUAACAGAAGCUUCUUUAAAAGCUGUUUUCUAAAAGUCACAGCGACGCGUUCAGGAGUAUUUGAGAAAUUUGAUAGCAGUCUUUUUGUAUCACUUGAAGUCAAACACAUUCCAUGUUGGGGUCGCUUGUGUUUCCAAACCUGGAGAUCCAUUCAUUUCAGACUGUGAAUUAAACACUGGGGUGGAGUAAGGGCUGCUGGGUAGCUGGGUGUCAUUGAAACAGAUUUGUAAUAUUUUUGAUAUUUUUUGCUUUAAAAGAAAUAAAUAAAAGUGUUCUCUACUAAAUACUUUCGGUCAGAAAAGAAACCAAAGAUCCCAGAAGCCCCCUGAAGAGGCUUCACCUGAGUGAGGAAAAUGUUAGAAUUGACCGAAGUGUCAUUUAAAAGAAAAUAAUUUGUGGAUUCUGAACGUGUAAACUCUUGAACCCAAAGAGUGUCACAGUUUGAUUCUCAGUCUGUAUCAGUUUGAAGCACUUAAAAACCGGCAGAAACGAAGGAAAUGAUGAAAGAGUGCAACAAAGUGUGGUGAUUUGUUGUUCCUUAUUUUUAUGUUGUAAAUAUAUAUUUUUUUUACAGUGAUUCUAACAGAAACCCAUCUCUAUGGAAGCCUGUUUCUGCCAGUUCAAAAUUAAAAUUUAGAAUUUAAAAAAUUAGUCAUAAUAAUGAGAUACCAAGUCAUAAUAAUGAGAUACCAAGUCAUCUCUUUUUUUUAACUUUUUCCUAAUUUUUUUUUUUUUUUUUUUUUUCUUAAGCUGACCAAAAUGGGCUUCCAUACAUCUCUGACAACAAACAAACAUUUCUUUCUUUCUUUUUUUUCUUUUUUUUAAAGCUACUUCCUGAAAAGUUUUCAUAUGUAGUCCUGUAUGAAGAUUAUCAGGGCCAGGCAUGAGGAAAAAAUAACUUUGAAAAAAAAAAAAAAAUGCUGAAUUUUUUAACAAGAUUAUUUCUAAUAUUAUCAAUUUUUGGGAAUUUUUAAAAAAAAAAUCAACACUGAAAAAAACACAGGAAAGGUUUAUUUUUGAUGUUUUUUUCACUGAAAAUAAAUGAAAAUAUGGUUAUCGUCAAAAUGUUAAAUUUGGUUUUGGACAUAAUAAUAUAGCCCACAAUUUGUUAUUGUUACAGGACUUAAAGUGAAAAGAAGACAUAUUUAGAACCAAACUUCCCCUCAAAUUUCGGUGAAUAAAGUUCAAAUUAACAUUUUAAAAAUUGGGUCACCGUUGGCCGAGCGGUCUAAGCGCGCGCCUCAUAUACAGAGGCCACGUCAUCCCCCACCCUCCACUCCCCACACUCCCCGCCCCUCCUCGGCUGUCCCAUCAAAUAAAGGCAAAAUUAAAAAAAACAUUUCAAGUUGAUCCUCUAAUUAUUUUCCCCUUUGGCUCCUUAUCUCCAAUCUUCAAUUUUCUUUUCCUCCUCCCUGGCCUUGAUACUCUUCCUCAGUCCUAAUUUUUUGUCUCCUCUGUCAGCCCUGAGCGCCCCCUGCUGGCGGCCUGCUGUAAACACACUCGCAGCAUUCAGGGUAUUCUGCUCUGAUUUUCCUGAAUGAGCCAAACGAGAGAAAGUUGGCUGAUGAACUUUUCCACUUUCUUAUUACUGUGAACAAUGUGCAGUAUAGUGUGCGUGUGUGUAUGCAUGACCUUUGACCUCUGUAGUCCUGUAUUACAUUUCCAUUCACACCACUAUAACGAGCAGUGUUUUGUAAAUGUGCUGGACGGCUCCUCCUGACAUUCCUUCUGAAUCAACACAUUGACUUUGUUUUUCUUUAACCACUCUGUUCAGUAAUGAUUGUAAAUAUUGUUUUUUUUUUUCCUUAUUUGUUGUGUUGAUUUUAUGAUCCUGGCCUUUAGCAGGAAGAAAGAACUGCUUCUCAUUUGUCCCCAUUGGUUGUUAAUGGUGCUGCAUAUACAUGAAUGCUCCUCCAUGAUCAUACUGAAUUCCACCUUUCUAUAAUGUGACAAUAAAACAUGAUAAUGCCCCAAAAA